GUGCCUAACUAAAAGCUAAAACUCUAUCCAUCCACCCAAAACUUCCCUCUUCCCCCACAUAAAACUACACGACAGCUUCUUCACCCUCACAUCCUCAGAGAGAAGUUGGAGAACAAAGAAGAGCUGCAAUGGCUUCUGCAACCAUGACGGUGUCGUUUGGUCUCAGAUAUUCCCCAUUUUGCCCCUCCUCUCCUACUCGUCUCUCUCGUGCCUCCCUUCAACUCGCCCCAUUCAACAAGCAGAGCUCGUUGAGACUCAGUUCCUCGCAAAGCAUUUCUGGGUUCCCCUCGCUGAAGCUUUCUACGAUGACUCCUCCUCCUCCUGGGCUUCGUUCUCUCACUGUCGUCUCUGCCAAAGGCUACAAAAUGAAAACCCACAAGGCUUCGGCAAAGCGGUUCAGAGUGACGGGUAAGGGUAAAAUUGUACGGAGGAGAGCUGGAAAGCAACAUUUACUGGCCAAGAAGAACACCAAGAGGAAAUUACGCCUCUCCAAACUGCAUCCAGUCGAUCGAAGUGACUAUGAUAAUGUAAUUAAAGCCUUGCCAUAUCUGAAAGUUAAUAGAAAUGCAAAGUAGAGGUAACUUGAAAUGAAUGGCAAACAACUAUUUAAUUUGUAAGCUUCUGAUUUCACAAUUUUUGUAAAAGUACUGUAAUUUUUUUUAUUUAUCCAUGAAGGUUCUGUAUC
This is a messenger RNA of Ziziphus jujuba (common jujube), 685 nucleotides long. Its product is annotated as large ribosomal subunit protein bL35c. Gene Ontology annotation, biological process: translation. NCBI's taxonomy places the organism in Eukaryota, Viridiplantae, Streptophyta, Magnoliopsida, Rosales, Rhamnaceae. The transcript is spliced from 3 exons. The coding region runs from base 129 to 575 and encodes 148 amino acids. Gene Ontology annotation, cellular component: large ribosomal subunit; ribosome. The record is from RefSeq and is a predicted model, not a curated record. Gene Ontology annotation, molecular function: structural constituent of ribosome.